UAUUACAAUAUGUUGUGAUCGGUCUAACUUAUUAUCUAUUCCUAAUAUGUUACUAAUUUAUAAAUUAAAAUUUAUCUUAAAUGUGUAUAGAUAAAACAGUAUAUACACAGUAUAAUGGGUAUAAGAUAUAAGCUAGGAAGUUUUGAAACAUAAAUCCUUUGGAUAGGAGAAGAUAAGAACAAAGCCCUUAGAUUCAGCCAAGAUCUAACUCCAGCAAUGCUCCCUCAGUGUAACAUCCCUGGGCUAAAAGAUUUUGAGAAUAUUGCUGACUAACCUUUAAGCGGCAUAGGACAAAAACAGCAUCAUCCUGAGAAGUGGAGAACACUGUCGAGCAUGUACUGUGUACUUACGGGAGAAGAGGGCCUCACCAGUGGCGCAUCUUGUUUCUCCCACUCAAAAGUGAGCUGGCAGAAUGGCCUGAGCCUGGAGUUCCUUUGCCAGAGGUGCCCCAAAGCCAGCCCAUGCCUCAACGAUGUGAAUCUGAAACCUGCCCUGGAUGGACACAGGGAGGGUUAGGCCUCCUGCUGAGCAGCACACAGUCCUGCUGAGGAGCACUGGAACCAAACUGAUUUCUUUUGAGAAGAGAGGUCCUUCCCUGGAGUCUUCUCCCAUCACUUUCUUGUUUGCAGCGGAGAUCCAGCACUGUUUGGUCAACGCCGGGGACGUGGGGUGUGGUGUGUUUGAGUGCUUCGAGAACAACUCUUGUGAAAUCCAGGGAUUACAUGGGAUUUGCAUGACGUUUCUACACAACGCUGGAAAAUUCGAUGCCCAAGGCAAGUCAUUCAUCAAGGAUGCCCUGAGGUGCAAGGCCCAUGCCCUGCGGCAUAAAUUUGGCUGCAUCAGCAGGAAGUGUCCAGCAAUUAGGGAAAUGGUUUUCCAGUUGCAGAAGGAAUGCUAUCUCAAACAUGACCUGUGCUCGGCAGCACAGGAGAAUGUCGGCGUGCUUGUGGAGAUGAUUCAUUUCAAGGAUCUCCUGCUGCAUGAGCCCUAUGUGGACCUUGUGAACCUGCUGCUGACCUGCGGGGAAGAUGUGAAGGAGGCAGUCACCCGCAGCGUCCAGGCUCAGUGCGAGCAGAGCUGGGGAGGCCUCUGUUCCAUCCUGAGUUUCUGUACCUCCAAUGUACAGAGACCUCCCACAGCAGCCCCGGAGUAUCAGCCCCUGGCAGACAGGCCUCAUCUCUCCAGGCCUCACCACCGGGACACAGACCACCACCUAACAGCCAACAGAGGUGCCAAGGGUGAGCGAGGGAGCAAAAGCCACCUGAAUGCGCAUGCUCGAGGCGGAGCAGGUGGCCAGAGCGCCCAGGGACCCUCUGGAAGCAGUGAGUGGGAAGACGAGCAGUCUGAGUAUUCCGACAUCCGGAGGUGAAAUGAAAACCCAGCCAUGAAAGCUUUCCGACAGGCUGUCCAUUUUCUUAUCUAUGGACAUUCCAAAACAUUUACAUUAAAGAGGGGGGAUGUCACACGCAGGAUGUGUGCAAAUUGUGGACUUCGUGCAGGUGUGUAAACAGGUGAGAUGAAGAUUCCAGGGCAGCAAGGUCUCUGGGGCCUGGUGGGUUGGCACCCGUGGAAGCUUAUUGGAGGGAGUGUUGUCUUUAGUCGGCCUUGUUACUUCGUCUCUUCGGUUUGUGGAGCUAGUGGGUGGCUAAAGUAUGGUCAGCCAGGGAGGGAAGGGGUCACAGGUGGGUGGUAGAUCCUCCCCCACAGUUCCCAGUACUGUCUGCAGGGAGGAGGCGGCUGGGUUCUGGGGUAGGGCUGAGUGGGAAGUGUAGCUGAUGAGGCAGAGAGAGCAGAGAGGAUGAGGGGCUUAGCUCCACUCAGAACCAAACCAGAAGUUUAGUAUCAUGCAUGGGAUCUGUGUUUCAGAGCUGCUGGAGGGGACAUGGAUGGUACAUUUUCUGUGUGUCGUUUCUGAGCCAUUGUUCUGUCUGGGGGACACUGAAGGAGUGGCCCAGUUUGUUUAUUUUGACCACUGUUUCAGAUCUCCGUUUUACUUUUUUUUUUUUAAAUCAAUUGACAUCUAUGUGUCUGUCAUCUAAAUAAAUGGCUUUCAAACAAAACAACUGGGUCACAAAAACCAGCUUAGAGAAGGAAGAAAACCAACCCCAGCCCAUCUCUGGAGGGUAAUUUUUUGUGAGUUUUUUUUUUAAAGCAGCACUGCCCACGCGGGUGUCUCUUCCCCGCCCCUCCCCUCCCGGAACAGCUGGAUACCUAAAGGGAGACAUAGAAUCAAGGAGUCCUUUCCCCAGACGGCCUUUCCUUAGAGUUUUGCUAUCUCAGCUUGACCUCAGCCAAGGCCCAUGAGCCUGUACGUUGCAUCGGUGUAGCCAAGUUGGAAUUCAGCCUCUGCAUGCCACGAAGAGGGAGCCGAGAGGAAGGCAUCAGGAUGGCUAAGGAAACCAUUGCUGUGAGGAGUGUCACUUGUCUCAGCAUACCUGGAGGAAUAGCUUAUUCUCCAUAGCCCAAGUGGAAAUUUAGCGACAGUGACAAGGAGAGAAGUGUGGAUAGACAAAAGAAAGGUCAAAGGGACUUCACAGGUUCAACCUUCCUCUUCAGCUGACACAACUGGUCCUCUGGCAGCCAAUGUUACAGAAGUGGAGGGGAUCCUGGGCCAGGUCUCCAGAGCAAGGCUCAGCCAACUUUUUCUACAACGACGAUGGGCCAAAUAGUAAUUAGGGAGUUUCAGUUCGGCAAGCUGCAUGGUUUCUGUUGCCGCCAGGCAGCUCUGCCAUCCCAGCACAAAAGCACCUCCGCCGCACAGGCUCGGUUUCACUAAGGUUCUCUUCAGCAGGCACCCAGCUGGACAUGUCUCAGACCGUAGGUUAGCAUGCUCCCUGUGCUAGGGAGCAGAAUGAAAAGCAUGCAUUCUGGCCUACCAACUAUCCUACUUCUCCCUAGCAGGCCCCUGAGGCCAGAGACAGCCAUGUUUCUCUAAGCACUUCCCCAGACUCAGCUGGUGUCCCUGUGUGAAGGAUCUCAAUCUCUCAUAGGCUAAGCUUGAAAGAAAAAAAGUUAUUCCGGGGAGGGUGGGCCGGUGAGACGCUAGGAAACCCCCAGAAAGGUAUGAGGCUGCAGAGAACAGAGAGUGUGUGCCUGGAAGGAAGGAAGCCCAGCAUGCCAGGCUUUGCCAUGGGGAAUGAAUGUAGAUUGUGGUGCUCUAAUGCCAUAUGCCUGCGUGGCACCUUGACCCUUUCGGCUUACAUCACUCACAAACAUUCUCUUUUGUUUCUGCCUCAGCUGCUCACUUGUCCCAGAGUCUGAACUGGGUUUGUCAGUGUCUUGUGUUCACCUACUGAUGUGGUUUGUUGUUCCUACUGUAAAUAUUCUUCAUUUGUAUUUAUUAUCUCAGUGUUCCCCCCCCCCAAAGGCACAAAAUCACUUCCUCUGCUCAUAUGAACCUACUGACUGAUCUCUGUUGUGUAUUUUCUACGCCUCUGUCAUCCCCUACCCCCACCCCACCCCAUGCAAAAAGUAAAAAAAAAAAAAAAAAAUCAUUUCAUGAUUCCUUGUGUGAUUAGAAACGUGGAAUAUAUUUAUCUCCAGCGCCCUUUUGCUCAAAACUGUUGGAAGUCUCGUGUGCCUGAUGGAGUCCUUUGCAGAGUCUAAAAUGUAAGCAAGGCAGCCUUUGAAAACCUCCUCCUCCUCGGGCCUCAGCUUCAUACACAUUCACUCGGGAGCCUUCCUGUGAGGAAGGAUGCGAGUCUCCAAAUAAAGAUACAGUGUUUAUUUUGAGCUUUGAAUCUUAACGAGAUGAUUUGAACACCUCUCCUUUGUAUCAAUAAAUAGCUCUGUUAUUCUAAAACGAGAGGGCCAAAGACAGCAAAACCCUUGACAGCCCAAAGCCACAUGAAUAGGAGACAGCAGCCCAGCUGUCCUCACACACAUGCACACUCACCCGCCAGAUCUCAGAACCAGGCCGGUGGCAUCUCUGAAACAGUAUAGAGACAAUAUUGCUGGCACCCAUUUCCUAAGGAAGACUAGUACCAUGUGGGCUGCUCAGUCAGGGUCUGCUUCUGUUACUCAAGCCACGGGGCCCAGGCCCUGUCACGUGGCGUUGUAAGUCUGUCGGCUUCUGGUACACAGUUAGGCCACAGGGCCCGGACACUGUCACGUGGCGUUGUUUUCCUUCAAGCAUUAAUAAAGGUUUUAAAUAAAUGA
Messenger RNA from Mastomys coucha (southern multimammate mouse), 4158 nucleotides. RefSeq names its product stanniocalcin 2 (gene Stc2). Lineage: Eukaryota; Metazoa; Chordata; Mammalia; Rodentia; Muridae. Gene Ontology annotation, molecular function: hormone activity. The transcript has 6 exons. Gene Ontology annotation, cellular component: extracellular region. Gene Ontology annotation, biological process: intracellular calcium ion homeostasis. Bases 497 to 1369 code for a protein of 290 amino acids. The record is from RefSeq and is a predicted model, not a curated record.